AUGGAGAAAAUACUUGCCUUGCGGAUUUUUAAGACAAUUAUGGGGAUUCUUGGAAUCCUGGGCAAUGGUCUCAUCUGUGCUGUCAUCGGUAAAGUCUCCUCGAUGCAGACUCGCACCAACGCCUUCAUCUUCCACCAAGCUGUGGUGGAUCUCCUGGGCUCGACUGUGAUUCUCCUACAGAGUGAGGUACCCAUGCCCGACCCCCUGCCGGACAAUGCUCUCGGGAGAUUCCUCUGCCACGUCUGGCUCUCCAAUUUCACGCUGUUUUUCAUCUUCGUGGUAUCGACGUUCAACCUGCUGGCGGUGACCAUGGAGCGGUACUUUGCCAUCGUCCACCCGUUCAGGUACCAGACAACCUUCCUGAAUUAUCCCCGUGCGAAAGUCGGAGCAGUCAUCGUCUCCUGCUGGCUCGUGGGGGCCGCCAUCAAGCCCUACCUCAUGACCAUUUUCCAGAUCCAAGAUGGAAGGUGCCAAUCGCUCCCUGGAUCUAAAGUCGUAGGGAUCCUGACUACAUUCUUUCAGUAUAUUCUCCCCGUCGGAGUGAUGCUCUUCGCCUACAUCCGCAUCAGUGUGGAGCUGAAGCGGAGCGCGGCCCGUGUAGGACCGGCACCGCCCGAAGCAGCUGCCGCUACCUCCGCCGAGCCAUCUCUAGAGGCGGGUAUGAUGGGGUCCCUACUCAAGGCGAGACGUAACACCUUCAAGACACUCUUGACGGUGUUCAUCACGUUCCUAGUUUGCUGGACUCCUAAUCAGGUGAUCUUUCUCACCUACAACCUUGGUUUGUAUCCGCUGCAAUUCAACGAGUGGUUUUACUUGCUGUCUGUAGCGAUGGUGGCCGCUAAUUGCUGCGUCAAUCCGUUCAUCUACGUGGCCAAGUAUCGCCAGUUUCGCAAAGGUCUGAGAGAGAUGUUUGGGCGUAAAACUAACCGGAUUGAUACAUCUACCUGGGCUACCUACUAA
Messenger RNA from Patiria miniata (bat star), 960 nucleotides. RefSeq names its product galanin receptor 2a-like. The transcript has a single exon. The coding region runs from base 1 to 960 and encodes 319 amino acids. Gene Ontology annotation, biological process: G protein-coupled receptor signaling pathway. The record is from RefSeq and is a predicted model, not a curated record. Lineage: Eukaryota; Metazoa; Echinodermata; Asteroidea; Valvatida; Asterinidae. Gene Ontology annotation, cellular component: membrane. Gene Ontology annotation, molecular function: G protein-coupled receptor activity.